Molecule: messenger RNA, 942 nt
Organism: Penicillium odoratum
Lineage: Eukaryota; Fungi; Ascomycota; Eurotiomycetes; Eurotiales; Aspergillaceae
Product: D-hexose-6-phosphate mutarotase
Exons: 3
Coding region: 1-942 (313 amino acids)
Biological process (GO): carbohydrate metabolic process
Molecular function (GO): isomerase activity; carbohydrate binding
Source: RefSeq, a predicted model, not a curated record
AUGGUCCGCCCUAACAAACCAUCUGCCAUCGGGCUGGGUACUACUCUGCCCCAAUCAACUGUCUCUAUCAAUGACAACGUUGUCGAGGCAAGCUUGCCUUCCGGGGAAUCCGUCGCAAUCCACCUGUAUGGCGCCACGGUCACCUCUUGGAAGGCACACGGCCAGGAACAGCUGUUCCUGAGCGAGAAGGCUCACCUGGAUGGCUCCAAACCGAUCCGUGGUGGCAUUCCGCUUGUAUUCCCGGUCUUUGGCCCUCCCCCACAAAACCACCCCACCUCCACACUGCCUCAGCAUGGAUUCGCUCGUAACUCGAACUGGGAGUAUUUGGGCAAGUCUGCCGAAUCGGCCGAUAGCAUAGGAGAGCAGGCCGUGAAGCUGGACUUUGGUCUGUCGCACUCCAUGUUGAGCGAGGAGUUCCGCAAGGCUUGGCCGUAUGGAUUUGGGCUUGUCUACAGUGUCACGUUGACCAAGACUUCGCUACAGACUCAGCUGCAGGUUCGCAAUGAGGGUACCCAGAACUUCCAGUUCCAGGUUCUGAUGCACACAUACCUGAAGAUUGCGGAUAUCUCUGCGAUCCGCGUUAAGAACCUAGAGUCCAAGACUUACGUUGACAAGACCCGCAACGCGACCUCCCACACCGAAACCUCCCCGGCCCUGGCCAUCACCGGAGAAACCGACCGUGUCUACCAGGAUCUCGACCCCUCUGUCCCAAUCAUCGUCUCGACCGACGACCAGCCUCUAUUCUCUAUUACGCGCGAGGCUUUGGCGGACGUUGUGGUAUGGAACCCAUGGACUGAGAAGGCCAAGGGCAUGGCGGACUUCGGCCCGGAUGAGGCCUACAUGAACAUGAUUUGUGUGGAGGCUGGCUCUGUUUCUGGUUGGCAGACUCUCGAGGUGGGCGACUCAUGGGAGGGUGGUCAGACUAUCAAGUCUCGGAUUUGA